GGUCAUCGUGCGUUGAACUCGACUCGAGAACGAAAGCUGCACGCGCGCAAGAGACGGCAGAAGAGCAGCAAGCCCGUAAACUUGGUCGCAGAGGCCGCGAAGGAGAGAGCCGCAUGAAAAACCCGUUCCGUCGGUGGCGCGCGAGCGAGCCUUGUUGAUUAUAAGCAGCGCCGGGCGCUCGGCCUCGUCUCAGACUCGACGGAUCCGCCAGCGAGAGAGAAUCCAGCGCCAUGAGGACGUUUGCCGCACUGCUGUGCCUGCUGCUCUCGGCGCCGAGCGACGCCGUGGAGAUGGAGAAGCUCAGCUUGUCCUCGGGCCACGAGAUGCCCGUGGUCGGCUUGGGCACGGGAGCGAUCAACCGAGCCGACGAGGUGGACCGAGCCAUAACCAGUGCCCUGGGCAUCGGCUACAGACACAUCGACACGGCCUUCUCUUACGGCAACGAGGCUGCCAUCGGCCAAGCCGUCAAACGGUGGCUCGCCCAGGGCGGCAAGCGACAAGAUCUCUUCCUCACUUCCAAACUGCCGAAUCAAGCCAACAGGCCAGACAGCGUUGAAAGAUAUUUGAACAAGUCGCUCGCGGACUUGGGCAUGGAUUACGUCGAUAUGUACCUCAUACAUUUGCCUUUCGGUGUGAAGGAGGGCAAGGACAUGACACCUAUGCAGCAGGAUGGACGCGAGAUAUUGGAGGAUGACGUUGACCAUGUUGCCAUUUGGAAGGAAAUGGAGAAGCAGGUGAAAAGCGGUCGGGCCAAGUCCAUUGGUGUGAGCAAUUUCAAUGAGGCGCAAAUCUCCAAGAUCUACGACAGCGCCCAAAUCAAGCCUAGUAAUUUACAGGUGGAAUCGCACGUGUACCUGCAGCAGCCGGCACUUCAGAAAUUCUGCAAGGACAAGAAUAUCGUGAUGACUGCUUAUGCGCCUCUGGGCUCCCAAAACACUAGAAAUUACUUGCACAAGGGUACAGCCAAAGAAUUGCCACCUGCGGCUGAGUUACCAAUCGUCAAGCGACUAGCCAAAAAAUACAAUAAGUCUACAAGCCAGAUUCUACUACGACAUUCCGUUCAAAACGGACUUGUGGUUAUACCCAAGAGCAUAAACCCCACGAGGCAAAAGGAUAAUAUAAGCUUGUUUGAUUUCAAGCUUACCGAUGAUGAGAUGAAACAAUUAGAUUCCCUCGAUAAGGGAGAGCAGGGUCGUGUUUACGAUUUUCUCGCCUGGUACAAAGAUCUCGACAAGAAUAAGCAAUACCCAUUUGGUAAAAUUUAAACACUAUAAUUUCACGACAUCCAGCAAUAAUGUUACAUCUUUUAUGCUGUCUCUUAAAUUUUUAAUAAUUUCUGACGGUAAUAAAUAAUUGUUUAACUUAAACUGAUUAGUUAGUCGUUUAUAAAUAGAUAGAAGAAA
This is a messenger RNA of Phymastichus coffea, 1403 nucleotides long. RefSeq names its product aldo-keto reductase family 1 member A1-B-like. The record is from RefSeq and is a predicted model, not a curated record. Bases 231 to 1265 code for a protein of 344 amino acids. Gene Ontology annotation, molecular function: aldose reductase (NADPH) activity. Gene Ontology annotation, cellular component: cytosol. The transcript is spliced from 6 exons. NCBI's taxonomy places the organism in Eukaryota, Metazoa, Arthropoda, Insecta, Hymenoptera, Eulophidae.